Molecule: messenger RNA, 504 nt
Organism: Schizophyllum commune H4-8
Lineage: Eukaryota; Fungi; Basidiomycota; Agaricomycetes; Agaricales; Schizophyllaceae
Exons: 4
Coding region: 1-504 (167 amino acids)
Source: RefSeq, a predicted model, not a curated record
AUGUUCUCCAAGCUUAUCUUCCUCUUCGCGGUGCCCUUCUCCGUCAGCGGCGCCUCUCAGGUCACCGCUUCCGCGGCCGGCGGCUCAGUCAUCCCUAUACUCCCGACCUCUUUCCCCUCUGCGUCUGGUUCUGCCUGGCCUUCUGCAUCCGCGCCAACCUCCGACGAUCCAUACGUUCCGCCGCCCGACGACGCCACCGACAUCGACGUUGGCACGCUGAGCGCUUCUGCGACCUCCGACGGCCCCGACUUCCCCUUGGGUACCACGACUCAGAGCGUCGCGAUGCCCUCCGCGUCGACGAUCAGCCCGGAGUGCCGCACUAUGUACACGGUCAUAGAGGGUGAUCUGUGCCAGGUCAUCGCCGACGAAUACACGGUACCGCUGCCGCAGCUUCUCGCCGCGAACCCGGGGCUGGACUCUGACUGUGAUAACUUGGAGGUGGGCGAGCAACUCUGCAUCCCCGGCGUUCCGGGGCGUCGCCGCUCACGCUUCUUCCGCUUCUGA